ACCCCUCUGGUAAUAUCAAAAGAGACAAUGUGCAGACAGUAAUGCACGCCACUAGACUUUCUUUCACAAGAACGUGGUAUUAUUAGCUGCUACGUGGGAAAAAAAGACAGACAGUCAUAACCUCAAAGCAGAAGUGAAGACCAUCACAGCGGACCAGACGUCCUCCUAACAGCCCUCAUAAAGAACUGCAGCAGGAUUUUAAACAUUUGUUCAGGGUGAACAGAAAACCACUGGAGGAAACUGAGAAAGUUGAGGAAGAAGCUGCCUCUCUUAACAGGACUGUGGGUAGAAUGGCAGCCAGCGCAGAGGAAAUCACAGAAGAAGCUGACUAUGACUAUGUUGGUGAACCUGUAUGCACUGUGGAGAAAAUAACAGCCCCUCCAGACCAGAGGUUUCGCUUCCUCACUCAGUCCUUUCCACCGAUUGCAGUGUGUUGGCUGAUACUGUUAGUCAUCAUGGGCCUUCGUAUCCACUUUACCUCUGUCAUUUCUGAAAACAACGCCAAGCUCACGGCAGAAAACCAGCAGCUGAACACACAAAACCAGGAGCUGGAUGCACAAAACCUGGAGCUGGGGACACGAAACCAGAAGCUGGAAGCACGAAACCAGGAGCUGGAGAUUCAAACCCAGGAGCUGGGGACACAAAAUCAGGAGUUGGGGACACAAAACCAGGGGCUGGAGGGACAGAAGAACAACUUAACAGAACAAAUACGAAACGUGGAGACAAGCGGCAACGUCAGUCGAGCUCAGUGGAGCAUUGAUGCCUACUGCCCCAGAGUAAUUGAAGAGAGACAGUGUAAACCUUGUCAGGAUGGUUGGCAACACUUCCAGGUCAGCUGCUAUUUGAUAAAUAACCCUGAUCUCCCUAAAUGGAAAACCUGGGAGGAAGCUCAAGAACACUGCAGAGGAAAGAAUUCAGAUUUGGUUGUUAUAGAUGAUGAUGCAGAAAAGAACAUAAUUAAUGGUUACAGCUGGGGAAGUUCAGGAACCGAUGGAUACUGGAUUGGCCUCAGAGUUGAAGAUAGGGAAUGGAAGUGGGUCGAUGGAAGUGGUCAGAGUAAAAUCUUCUGGACAGUAUAUCCUUAUGACGGUCACUGUGCAAUGUCUGUCCAGGCCUCAAGAUGGAUAUGGGGAUCAUGGAGAUCAGUGAGUUGUAGUAACAGAAACCGAUGGAUCUGCAAAAAGAAAGCUUUAUUUGUUUAAUAGAG
Messenger RNA from Sebastes umbrosus (honeycomb rockfish), 1207 nucleotides. Its product is annotated as C-type lectin domain family 4 member G-like. The record is from RefSeq and is a predicted model, not a curated record. The transcript is spliced from 8 exons. The coding region runs from base 291 to 1202 and encodes 303 amino acids. Lineage: Eukaryota; Metazoa; Chordata; Actinopteri; Perciformes; Sebastidae.